Messenger RNA from Aricia agestis (brown argus), 1076 nucleotides. Its product is annotated as abasic site processing protein HMCES. The transcript is spliced from 5 exons. NCBI's taxonomy places the organism in Eukaryota, Metazoa, Arthropoda, Insecta, Lepidoptera, Lycaenidae. The record is from RefSeq and is a predicted model, not a curated record. Bases 136 to 1053 code for a protein of 305 amino acids. Gene Ontology annotation, molecular function: single-stranded DNA binding. Gene Ontology annotation, biological process: DNA damage response.
UCGAUGGCGGGAUUGAAUUUUUAAAACUUUUUAUAUUUAUUUCAAUAAUGUAAUUUAAGUGUUUCAGUGAUUUAAUAUUCCUAAACCUAAUACCGAUUAUUUUACAAUACCCCUCCAAAUUUUGUCGUUAACAUCAUGUGUGGUCGUACAGGAUUGACCCUCAAGCGAAAUGAGAUUCAGUGCGCAUGUAGUUAUAAGCCGAGUAAAGAACAAAAAUACGUAAAACCACAUUGGCUGGAUGAACACAACGACGGCAAAGAAUACAAACCCUCAUACAACAUUGCUCCAACAGAUGUUACUCCUGUUUUAAUUUCAUCAAGUAAAUAUUCUGCACAGACCAGUAGAGUGCUUAAACCUAUGAUGUGGGGCAUUAUACCGCCUUGGCACAAGGAUGACUACAAAAAUCAUAAUCUAAGUACAAACAACUGUAGAAUAGAGAAUGUUAAGAAUUCUAAGCUGUAUCAUCCGAUCCUGAUGAACGGAGGCAGAUGUGUGAUUGUUGUCGAAGGUUUUUACGAGUGGCAGACAACAAUUAAAGCUAAAGUUAAACAGCCAUAUUAUAUUUAUAGCAAGCAAGAUGACAAUGUCCUGAUUGAUGAUCCUAAAACAUGGAAUAAUAUUUAUGAUGAUGGGAAUGGAUGGAAAGGAGUUAAGUUAUUGUAUAUGGCAGGAUUGUACAAUGUAUGGCAGAGGAACGAAACAGUAAUGUAUUCAUACUCUGUGAUAACUAUGGAGUCUAACAACACAUUUGACUGGUUACAUCAUAGAAUGCCGGCUAUUUUAGACACUGAAGAACAAAUUGAUUGCUGGCUGGAUAUUGAAAAUGUUCAUGCUGAUGCUGCGCUUGCUUGUCUAAAACCAGUACAAGCACUAGUAUGGCACCCAGUGUCUACACUUGUUAAUAAUGCAAAGAAUAAAGAAGAUAUCUGCAAUAAAAGAGUUGAAACUAAAAAUAAGGCGGCUCAAAAAACCCUGACAGAUUUUUUUUCAAAAGGCGUUAAAAGAAAAUCUAAUGAAGAUUCUGUUUCUGAAUGUAAAAUGUCUAAGAAAUAAAUUAUAAUCUAUUUUUCUUAUUA